Molecule: messenger RNA, 733 nt
Organism: Staurois parvus
Lineage: Eukaryota; Metazoa; Chordata; Amphibia; Anura; Ranidae
Source: the annotation of a GenBank genome assembly
AUGUCGGGACUCCUCUGGAUUCUGGGAAUUUGCACCUUCGUUCAGUAUGGAUUCUCUGCUGUACUUCACAAAAAGCCCCGAGACAUGACCAUCAGAGACUGCUCCACCACGCCUCCGUACAUUCCGCCCGCUGUGAAAAAUUCCACCGAAGGGCUCAACAGACUCCGCCAAGAGAUGCGAAGCCACAACAUCAGUGCAUACAUCAUCCCAUCAACCGACCCCCACCUGGGGGAAUACAUCGCCGACCGGGAAAAAACGAAGGCAGUGGAUGACCGGCUUCACUGGAUCUGCAGGGGAUGCGGUGGUCACAAUGACAAGAGCAGCCUUGUUCACCGACAGUCGUUACUGGACCCAGGCCGAGCGUCAGAUGGACUGCAAUUGGGAGUUGCAAAAAUCCGCGUCAGUUUCUGCCAUGGUGUCCUGGAUUCUGCAAGAGGGGAAAUCUGGAGAUAAGAUUGGCUUUGAUCCCUUUCUCUGGUCUAUUAAUGAAUGGGAGUCAUACAACACUGUGUUUGAAGAAUCUGGAAGGAUUCUGCGCUCUGUACCUGUCAAUCUAGUGGAUACGGUGUGGGGGAGUCAGCGCCCCCCUCUGCCUGAUAAUGAAAUCUAUGCAAUCCCUGAGGAAUUUCUAGGGAACAGCUGGCAGGAAAAGGUCAAUAAAAUUCGGAAUCAGAUGGAAGAACAUUCCCAGAAGCCGACUUCGCUGCUGCUCUCCGCUCUGGAGGAAACCGCG